AUUAUAUAAUCUAUCUUCAUAAUCCAGAUUAUUAUAAUCUAUUAUGAUUCCAAACAGGGCCUUAGUAGUUGAAUAAACUAUAUAAACUGACUGGGCUAUUAUAUGUUGUGCUGUGCAGGGUGGUUUAAACAUGGCGACCAUGGCAAUACUACUGGUGGUCGCCAUCGCGAUUGCAACUCUUGCGCCAGUGAUGAGCAUGGGCAUUACUGAUCAAGACCUAGAGUCGGAGGAGUCACUUUGGGAUCUCUAUGAGCGAUGGUGUGCAUUCAAUGAGGUGGCACAUGACCCCGAUGAGAAGUCGAUGCGCUUUAGCAUCUUCAAACAGAAUGUGCGCUUCAUUCAUGAGAAUAACCAGGGCGAUACGCACUUCAAGCUCGGACUCAACAUUUUCGCCGACAGGACCCAUGCUGAACUACCCAACGUCGAAGCUGAUUGCACCUCGACGAGCCACCUCCCAGACGACAUCGAUUACAUGCCUCAUACCGCGGUCACCAAUGGGGACCUCCCUGACCGCGUUGAUUGGCGGGACAAGAAUGCGGUGACAAGUGUCAAGAAACAAGGGGAUUAUUGCGGCUCAUGUUGGGCCUUCACAGCCGUUGGCGCUGUGGAGGGCAUAACUGCUAUCAAGACUGGCAAGCUCGAGGAUCUAUCACCACAGAUGCUCAUCGACUGCGACAAAGAUAACCGUGGUUGCAGAUGUGGUAUGGUGUGGAGAGCUUUCGACUUCAUAAAAAAGAACGGUAUAGCGACGGAGAGGGCUUACCCAUACGACGGCAUUGAGCAUCGGUGUUACAUGAAGUCGGAUGGUCUUUCUCGCUUUGCUUCCAUAGAACGGUUUCGUGUAGUAUACAGCAACGAAAGGGCUUUGAUGGCGGCGGUUGCGGUCCAGCCCGUCACAGUGGACAUCGGGGUCGACAUAUACUUCCACUAUUAUAGCGAGGACAUGGGCGUGUACACCGGUCCAUGCAACAAAACCACCACCCACACCGUCUUGGUGGUUGGUUAUGACAUAGACGCAUUUCAACGAAAAUACUGGAUCUUAAAGAACUCGUGGGGCCGCAAAUGGGGUCAUGAUGUACAUGGCACGCGAUGAGGGAGGUCCGCAGGGCCCAUGCUCCAUCCUAUCCUUUCCGUUGAUUCCAGUGUGGAGAUCUAAGAUAUCACCCAAUCCCACCGAUAUCCCUAAGCAGCCUAGCUAGCAGGUGUAAGGCUUUUUUUCCGGUCUGCAUCUGUCUAUGUUAUUCAGAGCAGAUAACGAAGACUAGUCUAUUUUGCCGUCACAGUGCAUGUGAUGAUCUGUAGUAACAAUGGAUUGUGAUCUUUAA
Molecule: messenger RNA, 1325 nt
Organism: Hordeum vulgare subsp. vulgare (domesticated barley)
Lineage: Eukaryota; Viridiplantae; Streptophyta; Magnoliopsida; Poales; Poaceae
Product: thiol protease SEN102-like
Exons: 1
Coding region: 131-1093 (320 amino acids)
Cellular component (GO): lysosome
Molecular function (GO): cysteine-type endopeptidase activity
Source: RefSeq, a predicted model, not a curated record